Messenger RNA from Didymodactylos carnosus, 1032 nucleotides. NCBI's taxonomy places the organism in Eukaryota, Metazoa, Rotifera, Eurotatoria, Philodinida, Philodinidae. The record is from the annotation of a GenBank genome assembly.
AUGUUAAAUAACGAUGUAAAAGAACAAUCAUUUGAAGAAACUGAUCUUGUUUGGGCAAAAUAUAUGUCUCAUCCAUAUUGGCCCGCCAUGGUGUACAAUGAAAAUCAUUCGAUUUCAAGAGUAUCAGGUAGAAGAACUCGAGAAUCAUUUCAUGUGUACUUUUUUGGCGAAGUCAUAACUCAUGCAUGGGUAUCGAUAAGUUCAUUGUUCAAAUAUUCUAGUAUUAAAGAAUUUAAAGAACGUUUAGUAUAUUUUCAAUCACAAGCAAAAACAAAGAAAGAAAGACAACAAUAUGAUCCACCAAGCAUAUCCGCUUCGCAGCUAGAAUCAUAUCAAAAAGCUGUUAACCAAGCGAAUAAAUUUAAUGAUUUAGAGUCAGAUGAACGUAUUAAACAAUUAUCAGAAUUAAUGAAUGAAGCUCAAACAGUUUAUUCAAUGUUUAACACGAAUUAUAAAAAAAUAAAAACAGAUUCUGAUUGUGAAAAUAUCGAAGAACUUUUUGAAGUUACCGAUCAAAUAAUGACUACACCAUCAGUCAAAAGAAUAUUUGAAAACGACAAUGAUAAAUCAUUAAACAAGAAAGUGAUGAAAACGUCUGUCAAACAAGAACUAAAAGCACCACACGUGUUAUCACCAAGCAGUGACACAAGUUUAUCAAGUUCAUUGUCAUCAUUCACAUUUGAAACAACAUCUAGUUUAACUUGUCCAUCGAUUACAUUUGUUGAAGAAAGUUUAAUAUUAGAUGCUAUUAAUCGAAAAUCUGAUGGUACAUUUUUUGGUUCAAAAUCAAUUGCUGAACAAACAUAUGCACAUAUGGUGAAAGUUAAUAAUAAGAAUCGUACAUUACCAAUUAGUGAAUUUUGGUUUUAUCUCUUUGUUUAUCAUCAUUUACCAUCGUUAUUUAAAAAUCAUCCAAAUUGGUUAGUGGAACUUGAAACAGAUGAUCAUGUAUCAUCAUUAUCGGUCUCUGAUCAACAUGAACAACAUCGACGACAAUUAAUUACAUUAAUGAAAAGUUACCAAAAUGAAUAA